GGACCUCCGAGCCGUUCAACAUCAAAGAAUUAUUGCGCCCGCAACGACUUGCACUCAUCACGCAUCCAACUUCAAUGUCGACGCUUCUGUCCCCAGCAUCUUUUGGCCGGAUAUCUCUCCGUGCAUCGACUUCUCUAUCAUCGCUACCGCGUACGCAAGUGCGACAUGCGACAAUCAUCAAACGCCCGAAGCGCCCAUAUACUUUCACGCAACUCGUAACUCUCUCGGACGGCUCAUCCUAUGUACACCGUACAACAUCACCUAAAGCCGUCUAUGUGUCAAUGAAAGACCGCCGAAACUCUGCGCUAUGGAACCCAUCAGAUACUUCUUUAGUCAAUCUGGAAGUAGAUGAGGCGGGUCGGUUGAAGGCUUUCAGAGACAAGUUUGGACGAGGUUGGGAUGGUCAGACUGAUAGUGGUAAAGAGGUGAGGGCUCAGGAGCAUCAGGUGAAGAAAGUCUAUUUGACUUGAUCGCGGACCCUGCGUCGCAAAGGGUGAUGCCUGCUGCGAAGACUCAGAAAAUCAUAAAAAAGAAAAGCUGAGGUUCGUGUCAAAUAGGACCGUUCCAUCCUGUAUCACAAAUCGCAACUUGUUGAAUGGGCCUCAAUGGACUACAGCGAUAAA
Messenger RNA from Pseudovirgaria hyperparasitica, 623 nucleotides. RefSeq lists its product as uncharacterized. Gene Ontology annotation, molecular function: structural constituent of ribosome. Gene Ontology annotation, cellular component: mitochondrial large ribosomal subunit. NCBI's taxonomy places the organism in Eukaryota, Fungi, Ascomycota, Dothideomycetes, Acrospermales, Acrospermaceae. The record is from RefSeq and is a predicted model, not a curated record. Gene Ontology annotation, biological process: mitochondrial translation. The coding region runs from base 75 to 470 and encodes 131 amino acids. The transcript has 2 exons.